This is a messenger RNA of Gasterosteus aculeatus aculeatus (three-spined stickleback), 6902 nucleotides long. The record is from RefSeq and is a predicted model, not a curated record. Lineage: Eukaryota; Metazoa; Chordata; Actinopteri; Perciformes; Gasterosteidae.
AUGUUUAUUCAUGCCGGGCAAGAUGGCGGCGACUCGGGCGAUGUGUUAUUGCCAGUGGACAUAACCAGGCAUUUCAUUCUAAAUACUAAACCUAGUCCGACACAUUUAUUCACGCGGACGUGUCGUGCGAGUGUUUCCCGCGCUUUCGUCUUUUUGUUAUUUUUUUUUAUUUCGCGCGUUUCCACGUAUUUCUUCCUUACAAAAAAAAAGAAGAAAAUGUUCACGUUGUAGCUCGCUCGCUAACCGACCAGCUGGCUAACACAGAGCAGUCACCAGCUAGCUUCCACAGCCGAGCCGCCGUCAAGAGUAGAAUGGGCGAAAAGCUGGAGCUGAAGCUUAAAUCGCCGGUCGGAGCAGAACCCGCUGGCUACCCGUGGCCGUUACCAGUAUACGAUAAACACCAUGACGCUGCUCAUGAAAUCAUCGAGACCAUCCGGUGGGUGUGUGAGGAGAUCCCCGACCUCAAACUGGCCAUGGAAAACUACGUACUCAUUGACUACGACACCAAGAGCUUCGAGAGUAUGCAGAGACUUUGUGACAAGUACAACAGGGCCAUCGACAGCAUUCACCAGCUGUGGAAAGGGACCACGCAGCCCAUGAAGCUCAACAAGCGUCCUUCCAACGGGCUGCUGAGACACAUCCUGCAGCAGGUGUACAACCACUCGGUCACCGACCCGGAGAAGCUGAACAACUACGAGCCCUUCUCCCCCGAGGUGUACGGAGAGACCUCCUUCGACCUCGUGGCUCAGAUCAUUGACGAGAUGGAAAUGAUGGACGACGACACCUUUGUAGACCUCGGCAGUGGAGUUGGGCAGGUAGUGCUGCAGGUUGCUGCGGCAACCAACUGUAAACACUACUACGGUGUAGAGAAAGCAGACAUUCCAGCUACCUAUGCAGAGAGCAUGGAUAAAGAGUUUAAAAAGUGGAUGAAAUGGUACGGGAAGAGACACGGGGAGUACACACUGGAGAGAGGUGACUUUCUGUCUGAAGAAUGGAAGGACAGGAUCGCCAACACAAGUAUUAUUUUUGUGAAUAACUUUGCCUUUGGUCCAGAGGUAGAUCACCAGCUGAAGGAGCGCUUUGCUAACAUGAAGGAAGGUGGAAAAAUAGUAUCUUCCAAACCUUUUGCACCUUUGCAUUUUAGAAUUAACAGUCGAAACCUGAGUGACAUUGGCACAAUAAUGCGUGUGGUGGAGCUUUCUCCGCUGCGGGGCUCCGUGUCCUGGACCGGAAAGCCAGUUUCCUACUACCUGCAUACCAUAGACCGCACCAUACUUGAAAACUAUUUUGCUAGCCUCAAAAAUCCUAAACUCAGGGAGGAGCAGGAGGUAGCGAGGCGACGCCAGCAGAAGGAUACAAAGGAUAGUAAAAGCAAUAGCACCACGCCAACAAAACCUAAAGAACAAAGCCGGCAGGACUCCUGCGGCGAGGAGGAGCGUCCGCGCCUGGUGGCGGUGGUCAAGCCCCCGGCCAAACCCCGGCGAGCGCGACUCCUGCCCAAAGCUCGCAAGUUGAACAACAAGAAGCGCGGUCGACCCAAGAAAGCCGCCCCGGCCGCCGCUGAGAAGAAGAACAAGAAGAACCAGAGCGCGUUGGACCUGCUGCACGCCAAGACCCUUUCUGCCGCGCCACCUCAGGAUGCGUACCGCCCGCCUCAGAGUCCCUUCUACCAGCUGCCUCCCAAGACCCCCCACUACCCCUCGAGUCAACUGCUUCAGAGCCCGACUCCCCCCGGUCUGCAGCAGCUGCUUGACAACAUCAAAGUUCAAUACCUCCAGUUUAUGACCCACAUGAAGACUCCUCAGUACCGAUCCAACCUGCAGCAGCUCUUGGAGCAGGAGAAGCAAAAGCACCGGGAUCUGUCGGGGCAGGCGGAGCAGCUCCACUCUGUUUGUCAGUCCCACAAGGACCGGAUCAAAGGCCUCUUUCAGACCAAGCUAGAUGAGCUGGGAGUGAAAGCGCUGACGGUGGAGGACCUGCUGCAGGCCCAGAAAGAGAUAUCGGCCCACAAUCGUCAGCUGAAGGAGCAGACAAAGCAGCUUGAGAGGGACAUGGCCUUGUUGAGAGACCACAGCCUGCUGCUGCUGAAGUCUCGGUGUGAGGAGCUAAAGCUCGAUUGGGGCUCUCUGUGUCUGGAGAGCUUGCUGAAGGAGAAGCAGGCGCUUCGCAGGCAGAUCUCUGAGAAACAGAGACACUGUCUGGAGCUGCAGAUCAGCAUUGUGGAGCUGGAGAAAAGCCAAAGGCAGCAGGAGCUGCUUCAGCUCAAAUCCUACAGCCCCCGUGACGGCUCCCCGUACAGAAGGAGCCUGGAGUCCCGCUCCUCCGCCGACGUGGAUCCCUCUAAGCUGGGCCUGGCCCCGCCCCUCAACGGGGUCAGCAUGGAGCUGUCCAUCAACGGCACCGGCUCUCCGUGUUUCGACCGGGCCAACGCCAAGGCGGAGCUUCUCUCUCGCUACCUGCCCAUCUCUCCCGACCACGAGAUCGCACCGGGCGCCCCCGAUGCGCGCCAGAGGCAGCAGAGCUCCGCCUACGCUCUCCCCGACUACACGCGCUUCUCCCCCGCCAAGAUCGCCUUGCGGAGGCACCUCAACCAGGACCCAACUGCCUCUGCUCACUUGAGAGGCCCAGGGCUGACCACACACAGGGAAUUUGGAGGUGUCAGCUCUCCGCUUGGAGCCAAACUGAACUGCCCGUCUCCUAACGCAUCGGAUAUCCAGAAUAAAGCUUUCGAGAGGGCCGGUAAGGAGAGGAGUCCAUCUGUUCAGGGCGACAACAGCAUUACAAGCCUUCCAAUAAGUAUCCCCCUGAGCACAGUGCACCCGAGCAAACUGCCAGUCAGCAUCCCUCUGGCGAGCGUGGUGCUGCCCAGCCGGGUGGAGAAACUGAGAAGUACUCCGAGUCCUGUGUCUCAGGCAGGUCAGACCAAUGGAUAUUCAUCCAGCUCAGGACUGAUGAAUGGAGGUCCCCAUCCUGAGGACCAUAACGGUGCUUCUUCUUCCCCUUCACCGCAUCUCAACACUGCUUCGUCGGGACCAAUGGGCAGAGGAGGUCCCAUCCAGAGCCCGCCCCUCAGCACCGGAGGGGUGCUUCAGUAUGCAGACGGACCGCCGAGGAUUCCUCCCGAAGACGGACAGGAUCGCCACGGGGGAGAAUCGGACACGGAGCCCCAGGACAGCGAACUGCGGAGGAGAAUCUUCUUCUCUUCGUCCUCCUCUUCCUCUUCGUCUUCCUCCUCGUCAGGCAGCGGAGGCAGCUUGGCCGGAGGAUCCCGCCUCCACCAUCACACUGGCAACAAGCAGGGAUACCACAGUAACCACGGAAACCACCACCAUCACCAUCACUCCCCCGGCACGCAGCACACCCACGCGCCCACGCACACGCCGCCGCCGCACUCCGCUCAGGAGGGACGCAAGCGGGGGAGAAGGAAACGCAGCUCCACUGGAAACGCAGCCAGUGGAUCCCCGAAGAGGAGGUCCUUCCCCGGGCUCGGCUCCAACAACCCCUCCUCCGGGUCGCCACUCAACAUCAACACCAUGGUGAACAACAUCAACCAGCCUCUGGAGAUCUCAGCCAUCUCCUCCCCAGAACAGUCCAGCCGCAGCCCCGUGGGCGCCGACCUGGACCAGCCCCCCGUCCUGAAGAGAGAGCGGCCCCUGGAGCUCAACGGCUCGGGUCGUUACUCCUCGGCCCCCAGCUCCGACGACGAGGACUCGGGAUACCCGGCCGACGGCUCCAGUUCCCGAAUUGAAAGAAAAAUUGCCACCAUAUCCUUGGAGAGCAGAGAUGGACCUGGUCGACAUGGGGAAGGGGAAAGAGUCCGGAAAUCUGGCAGCAGCAGCGGUAACAGCACCGGCAGCGACGGCUCCUCUUCAUCCUCCCUGUCCUCCAACAGCAAGUGGAAAUCCACCUUUUCACCCAUUUCCGACCCCAAGCAGCCCAACUCUGACCCGAGACAGGGGGGCUCUCCGUUCGGCAUGGGGGGGUCGUGCCGGGGCACUGACUCAGACUCUGACCACAAACAGCAGCAUCAGCAGGCGAGGAAAGGAAGUGACGGCGAGUCGUCCAGCUACGUCAAUCCCAACCCCUUCCUCAGCCAGGACGCAGGGCCCCGCGGCGGGGGCGGGGGCCAGGGAGGCAGCGGCUCGGACCAACGCCAGGCCCUGCAGAAACAGAAGGCCCCCCGCGACUGGGAGAUGAAGACGAGCGGCAGCCUGGCCAGUCAGAACCUCUUCAUAUCAGCCGCCGCCAGCAGUGGUGGGGGCAUUCUGAGUGGCAAGGUGGGGGGCAGUCCCGCGAUGGUCUCCUCGAGCACGGGGUCCUCCGCGGGGCAGUUCCUGGGGUCGCAGUUCCCGCUCGGAGGGACCUCUGUCUUGCAGUCGUUGUUCGGGGCCCAGACGGGCGGGUCCACGGUGAGUGGCACCCCGAGGCUCGUCAACGGACACUCUGCCCUGGGGGGCUUCUCCAGCGCCGGGCUGGCAGGGGGAGCAGCUGGAGGUAUAUUUCACCACGUGGUCCCCGCAGUGUCCUCCCACCAGUUUGGGGUGACACUGCCCGCCUCUGGAGGCCUCGGCUCUCUGCUCGGUCUCUCCUCCUCCUCCUCCCCCCAAACCCAGCAGCACGGCUCCCCUCAGCCCGCCCCCACGCGCCUGUCAUCCUCGCCCCUCCCCGCCUCGCUGUCCCAGGCGCAGCACGGCCGCACCCAGUCGGUCCUGCAUAGCCCCUCCCAGGCCACGUCUCGCCCUGCACCCCCUCUGGCGCCGCACGGCGGCCCGUCCUCGGCGCCCCCGCACUUUGACGCCGGGCCGCCCCCCCGAUCGGACUCCCUGCUCCACUGCUCCCGCGUGUCCCACCACGCCUCUGUGCACCACCGGACAGCUCAGUCAUCCCUCUCGCUCUCCAACUCCCCCCUCUCCAUCUCAUCGUCGUCCUCUGCUUCUGUCUCUGCCGCCGCUACCGCUUCCCUCUCGUCCUCUCUGUCGACCCCCCCCUCGUCUCGCCCCUACGCCGUGCACUACUCCCCUCGGCCGCCCCCUCCUUCGCAGGCCGGCGGCUCAGGUGGUGGAGGGGGCAUGUGGAGGACUCAGGGCAUGCAUGGCACCUACACGACCUCCCAGCUCCCUGGCUCCCGACCUAGAUAGGGUUUGAGGGGGUGGUGGGAGGAGGGGGGGGUGCUGGGCGAAGGGCAAUCAGAAGGUGGAAAGAGGGAGGGAGAGAGAGAGAGAGAGAGAGAGACAGGAUGCCUGUUUGUCUUGUGCUCCGAACAAGCUGUUGUUAUGGUUGAACAAGGUGAGUAGAUUCCUCAGAAUUCAAGUAUUAAAAGCCGCCUGGGUGGCGAUGAUGAUGAAAGUGUCUGAUGAUGAUGAUGAAAGUGUCCGUAUUUUAGUGUUUGGGCCGCUUUGUUUUGUGCUGCAGUGUAGAAUCCAUAGAAACACUCAUUGUUUUUCUCUGACUUUUCAGGUAAUUGAUGAAAACUACCUCAAAAUGAAAUAAACUAUGCAAAUGUCCGGCUGUGGACGGAGGCGCUCUGCUCACUCACUGGUGCUUCACGAGGUCUGCACUACCCGACCGGCUUCUGUACUGGGACACACACACACACACAGACACAGGGCCACUAUAGUCGCCUUGAACAGCAUCCAUAGGUAGUGGUCAUGUUUAUGUGUUGGGUGCUAAAAUAUAUUGUUUAAAAGAUUUCACAAUGAUGAAAUCAGUGCUUGCUGCUGCUCAGCACUGAACGGAUGUCUGCUUUAAAUUAAAGGUGCUCUUGUCUUUUUGUCUCAGUCAAGAUCAAAACCGUCUGUUUUAAGGAUUUAAUGUGACAUUUGAUAACCGAUUUGAAGCACAUCGUCCGUCUCGUUGAUCUGAAUCUGGUCACCUUCCCUCCAAAGCCUCCCUUCACACGAGCGCGUGUUCGUGCACACACGGACCAGUUCUCUGAACUCGGCUACGCUGUCAUGCGAGCUACGCUGUCGCGUCUCUUUUCUUUCUUUCGGUGUAAUUAAAUAUUUGUUGGGUAUGUAACAGGAACGUUUGGUCUAACUUCACACUGGAUAAAAAGAUGCAGUUUGUCAUGGUGCAGAAGAUGUGUGAGGCCGGAUGGUGACACACUUCAAGCUCUGUGUACGUUGAUGGUUUCCAAUAUUUACAUGUUAAACUAAAUUGGUGAGUGGUCGAAACAUCUUAAAAAGCAAAAGAACUAAGUUCACGUUAUGAAAACACGUCUUCAGGGUUUCUCAACUAGUCUCAAAUAUUGAACAUAACGGUGAAAGUUUUAUUUACUCAAAAUGAUAUUUUUUUUGCAACAGCAACUAAGCAAAAUAAAUGUGAUUUCUCUAAAUUAAUUAACUUAAUAAUAUGGAAGUGGGUGUAUGUUUAAAGGCCGAACACAAUAACGUUCUGAUCUUUGCCUUAUUUUGACAAUAUGCUGAGUUAGCAGCCUUUCAAACGGGCCGAUGAUGCUGAGCCGACUGCUUUUUUUUUUUUUUUUUUAGAAAACAAACAACAUGAAAUGGUGCUAUAUCCUUAUUGUCAGCCACUUGAUGUAUUUAUUUACAUCUUCUUCCUCGGCCGAUUUGGUAAAUCACACUACUAUCUGGAAUACAGCUGAAAUACUUAACGCUGGAGUAUUUUACUCUUCUUAAGCUAAACUUAUUCGUAUUUAUCUCUGCUGCCAAAUCGUAAGAUGCGUGUGAGAUCACUGCAGAUUAUAGUUGAUACAAACACAAAUCCUCACAUUGAGAAGACAACAAACCACAAUUAACUACUGGACUCUCUUUACACCGACUUGUUUGCUUUUUUUUUUGUGUAAUUUUAAUUUUGUAAACUGUUUGUACUGUGAAUGUGAUUCAUUCUCCGACUGUAUAGUUGUGUAUAAUUUAGAUUAUAUUUAUGCCCUGUGUCUAUUA